AGGUUCCAAAACCCAAACCACAACAGCCGUUAAGACUUGUAGAAAAACUCACCGCAUGCACCGCUUAGCUCGUGCACUCCCUGUUCUCAGCUCCGCCGAGUCAAAGAUCCUACUCCCUUCAUCACCCGCCACCGCAACCGCAACCGCAACCGCAACCGCCACCGCCACCAUACCCUUUCGUGGCCUCAAUCCACAGCUAAGAUCUCUAGCCACCAAAAGUCGCAACAAACCCACAGCCAUUUCUGCCUUUAGGCGCCGUGCCAUGGACGCUCCAUCCCCGACAGAUACAACUGGCGUCGAUGAUUUCAUUCACGUGGGCGAUGAGCCAGAUGGAAAUUCACACAGUUCUCAAGAGGGCUCUGUCGAAAGCGUGGUCGACGAGUCUCUGCACGAAAAGAGUGCUGGUGACGGAGAAACUGAAGGCAAUAGUUACAAUUAUGAGAGGAAAAUUCUUCCAGAGGAGCUUUCAAGGAGUGUGGUGGCACUCAGUUGCGAAUCAUUUGCCGAUGGGGGCGUUUGUGAUGUUUAUUUGGUUGGCACCGCCCAUGUGUCUUCGGAGUCCUGCCAAGAAGUUCAAGCUGUGAUCAAUUUCUUGAAACCGCAGGUUGUCUUUUUGGAGUUAUGCUCAAGUCGAGUUGCAGUUCUUACGCCUCAGAAUUUGAAGAUACCAACGAUGGCUGAAAUGCUGGAGAUGUGGAAGAAAAAUCAUAAUCUUUUUGGGAUACUUUACAGCUGGUUUCUUGCUAAGGUUGCUAGUCAGCUCGAGGUUUUGCCUGGGGCAGAGUUUCGUGUGGCAUAUGAAGAAGCGUUGAAGUAUGAUGGCAAGGUGAUACUUGGUGACCGUCCUGUCCAAAUAACAUUACAGAGAACGUGGGCAAAAAUGUCUCUUUGGCACAAGACAAAAUUACUUUACUCCAUCUUGUUUCAAGCAUUUUUCUUGCCAAGUCCUGCAGAUCUCAAUAGAAUGCUGAAAGAAAUGGAUGAUGUUGACAUGUUAACUCUUGUAAUUCAAGAAAUGAGCAAGCAGUUUCCAACUCUUAUGGAAACCCUUGUGCAUGAGCGCGAUCAAUACAUGUCGACCUCGUUAUUAAGAAUUGCAAGGGAGCAUAAUUCAGUAGUUGCAGUUGUUGGAAAAGGGCAUCUGCCAGGAAUCCAGAAGAACUGGAAGCAGCCUGUUGAUGUGAAGCAACUUCUGAGCAUACCUUCAGAAAACCGUACUAUUACUGUCGGGAAGAUUAUCACUACCUUAGGAGUUACAUUUGCUGGGGUCGCCAUCAUAUCCGGCUUUUAUCUCUCGAGCAGGAAAUAGUGUAAGGAGAAUUCAAGAAGUUAUGACAGUCCAUUAUAUGACAGCCUCAUCCUUACGAUCUGGAAGUAUAAUGUGAUAUUCUUUGUUUUUUAGACCACAAUGAAACAUUCUUUGUAACGACACAAAUUUGUGUAUAGACCAAGUUAUUGUCUCAAAUUGUUUAUGCUUUUGAUAUAGAUCAAAAUUUCUGGAUAGACUGAAUUUUCCUUGAUUUUUAAAUGUCAAAGUAGAGAGAAUUUUUCGGGAUUUUUAA
Olea europaea var. sylvestris is the source of this 1562-nucleotide messenger RNA. Its product is annotated as traB domain-containing protein. The transcript is spliced from 9 exons. Lineage: Eukaryota; Viridiplantae; Streptophyta; Magnoliopsida; Lamiales; Oleaceae. The record is from RefSeq and is a predicted model, not a curated record. Bases 56 to 1309 code for a protein of 417 amino acids.